Messenger RNA from Nycticebus coucang (slow loris), 3335 nucleotides. It is a transcript of the gene PMFBP1, whose product is annotated as polyamine modulated factor 1 binding protein 1. The record is from RefSeq and is a predicted model, not a curated record. Gene Ontology annotation, biological process: spermatogenesis. The transcript is spliced from 22 exons. The coding region runs from base 1 to 3129 and encodes 1042 amino acids. NCBI's taxonomy places the organism in Eukaryota, Metazoa, Chordata, Mammalia, Primates, Lorisidae.
AUGGCUUCUGCCAGAGCAUCCCUAGCCUAUCCCUACCAGGUUUAUAACAAAGCUCAGGAAAUGCUAAAGCUGAAGGGAGAAUUGAGAGCUGCCAAGGAAAUCAAAGAUGAGGCGGUGGAGAGAGACAGAGAAGUGAACAGCCUGAACAGCAAGCUGUUGAGCCUGCAACUUGACAUCAAGAAUUUGCAUGAUGUCUGCAAGAGACAGGGGAAGACCUUGCAGGAGAACCAGCUCUGUGUGGAGGAAGCCAUGUUGAACAGCAGCCACAGCAAGAAUCAAGUGCAGGUGUUAACAUUCGAGGAGUCACAGAUGGAGUUUGGGUCCAGUAAACAGUGUCAUCUGAGACAACUCCAACAACUGAAGAAAAAAUUGCUGGCCCUUCAACAAGAACUGGAGUAUCGCACGGAGGAGUUGCAAACCUCUUACUGUUCUCUCCUGCAGUACCAGUCCAUCCUAGAGAAGCAGACUUCUGACCUGGUUCUCCUUCACCAUCACUGCAAGCUCAAAGAAGAUGAGGUGAUUCUGUACGAGGAGGAAAUAGGAAAUCAUAACGGGAACACAGGGGAGAAGCUUCAUUUGGCCCAGGAGCAACUCGCCUUGGCUGGGGACAAGAUCGUCUCCCUGGAAAGAAGCUUAAACCUCUACAGGGAUAAAUACCAGACUUCCCUUAGCAACAUUGAGUUACUGGAGUGCCAGGUGAAGAUGUUGGAGGGCGAGCUCAGUGGGAUCAUCGGUCAGGAGCCUGAGGACAAGGGUGACCAUUCAAAGGUGCGAAUAUGCUCUUCUGCCUGCCUCAGCCAGGAGCAUCAGGAGACCCUGAAGCGACUGUCUGAAGUCUGGCAAAAGGUGUCUGAACAGGACGAUCUAAUCCAGGAACUUCGAAAUAAGCUUGCCUGCAGUAACGCUUUGGUUCUGGAGCGUGAAGAGACUUUGAUAAAAUUACGAGCUGAUUUUGCUUCCUAUAAAGCUCUCCACAGACAUUCUCCUAGCUCCUCCGAAGAGUGUGACGAAAUCAAAAAGAUACUGAAGCACCUGCAGGAGCAGAAGGACAGCCAGUGCCUGCAUGUGGAAGAGUACCAGAACCUGGUGAAGGACCUGCGCAUGGAGCUGGAGGCUGUGUCGCAACAGAAGAAGAACAUCAUGAAGGACAUGAUGAAGCUGGAGCUGGACCUGCACGGGCUGCGGGAGGAGACAUCUGCCCACUUGGAGAGGAAGGAUAAGGAGGCCGCCAUACUGCAAUGCCAGCUGCAGGAGCAGCAGCUGCAGUUCUCCGAGAACCAGAACCUCGCCAUGAAGAAAGACAAGCUGCUCCAAGAGAAAGACGAGAUGCUGCACGAGCUAGAGAGGAAACUGACCCAGGUUCAGAACACCCUCAUGAGGAAGGAGAAGGAGAUGGAGAAGCAGCAGUGCAUGCUGCUGGAACUCGAGAUGAACGCCAAGGAGGCCAAGCAGUGCAAGCCCAAGGUGGAGUGCUGCGGGACCGUGCAGACUGAGCUCCAGAAGCUGAAGGAAUGUCUUGAAGAGGCCAAAAAGCAGCAGAGGCUGGCUGCUCAACAGCUAGCCCAGUGUAAGGAAGAGGCCGUGCUGGCAGCGAGCAACCUGGAGGAAUCCCAGAGGAAGCUUCAGGCCUGCACUUUCCAGGACAAGCAGAAGACAGAGGCCAUCCAGGAACUACAUAGAGAAGUCCAGAAGCUGCAGAAAGAGGCCGUGGCGGCUGAGGAGGAAAAGGCAUCCAACAGGAAACGGAUAGAGGAGCUGUCAUUAGACUUCUCGGAGGCCCUGAGGAAGUUUGAAAUUUCAGAAAAGGAAAAGAAGCAGCUUCAGAAGACAAUGGCUGAGCAGGAUGCGAAAAUAAAUGAACUGCUAGAUCAUGUCAGACUCAUCCAGCACCAGGAGCAAACCAGUCUCAAAAACAAGUUGGAAGAUGAGCUUCAGGAGGUCAAACUGUUACUGGAGGAGAAACGAGAACACUGGAAAAAGAGCAAAGAACAGGAGAAGUUGCUGGAGCAAGAACUUGAAGCCGUGCAUCAGGAAGCAAAAAAGAAAGAGAAGUUGUCAAAGGAGAAUACAAGAAAGUUGGAGGAAGAAAAUGAGAAUCUCCGAGCAGACUUAAUACAUUAUUCUGCACAAUUGGAAUCCACUCUCAACAAAUACAAUACCACCCAGCAAGUUGUCCAAGAGCUGAAUAAAGAGAUAGCCCUACAGAAGGAGACCUUGAUGACUCUGCAGAUCCAGCUGGACAAGGCUCUGCAGAAGGAGAAGGAAUGUCUCCAGAACAUGGUCAGUAAAGACGUCUUUGAUGCCUUAUCCCGGAAGUCAGCUGCCUGCCAAGAUGACCUAGCACAAGCCCUCGAGAAGCUCAAUCAUGCCACCUCGGAGACAAAGACCCUGCAACGAGUCUUGGCACAGACCCAAGAGAAGAAAGCUCAGUUGGAAGACGAAAUCAUUGCUUAUGAGGAGAGGAUGAAAAGGCUCAAUAUAGAAUUGAAAAAACUACAGGCCUUCCACCAGGAGAGUGAGCUAGAGGUGUGCGCCUUCGACAAGAAACUAGAGGAGAUGACCAACCAGGUGCUUCAGUGGCAGAAGCAGCACCAGAACGACCUCAAGAUGCUAGCCGCUAAAGAGGAGCAGCUCAGGGAGUUCCAGGAGGAAAUGGCCGCCCUGAAACGGAGCCUCCUGGCAGAGGACAAGGAGCCCUGCUACCUGCCCCAGCGCUGUGGGACCAAAGACGUGUGCAGACUCUACCGCGAUAAUGAUCAGAUCAUGUGCAAUAUGGAGCAGUGGGCAAAAGAGCAGAAGAUCGCUAAUGAGAAACUAGGAAACAAGCUCCGUGAGCAGGUCAAAUACAUCGCCAAGCUGACUGGUGAGAAGGACCACCUCCACAACGUAAUGGUCCAUCUGCAACAGGAAAACAAAAAGCUGAAGAAUGAGAUAGAAGAGAAGAAAACGAAAUCUGGGGGCACACGGCUCUGCACCAAGGCUCUGUGCGCGAUCAGACCAGAGUCCACGCCCAAGAGCAAAGCAUGCAGUACAUCAGGGUGGAAGGCGGCAUCCCAGGACACAGGCCAAAGAAUGGACAUCAGCAAGUACACUGGGGGACCCCACUGCACAGGUACCUCAUUUUCUUAGACUGGCAUCUUACCCUGCGCUUCAUUUCCUCACUUGCUUUUCUGAGUACAGCUAGUUCCCGUACCUCUCUCUUGACCUGGAUCUGCCCCUACAGGAAAAUAUCAAGGUCCCAACUUGUUUUUCAAGAUGUUGACAUUUUGCUGAGUUUUGUCCACUUCCUGCAAUGAAGUGAGCUUUGGAACCAUACUACCAUCUCCAGGCCCAAA